CAAAAUAAGAGUAUUUAGGCUCGUCAGUGUGUUGUGCCAGCCCGGCGGCGUCUUCCAGCCCGGCCGAGACCGUGGACACCGUUAGCCCAUCCUGCAGUAGCCCCUCGCCCUCUCUCUCCAGGGGCACCAUGACUAUGGCAUACCCGAGCCAGCCUCCCCCGCGGGGGAGACCGCCUCCUAACCCGGCACAGAUACAGAAGCUGCUGGAUGAGAACUCACAACUGAUCAAGACCAUAACAGAGUACCAGAGUCAAGGAAAGCCACAAGAAUGCUUUCAGUACCAGCAGUCUCUUCACCGCAACCUGAUGUACUUAGCAUCAAUGGCAGACACCUCGCAAAACAUGGCUCAGUUUCUUCCGGGAAGAGAAAAACUCAUGAAUUUAUUGCAGCCUCCACAGAUGCCUGGACAGCAGGGACAGAGUGGGGAGGGUUCCCAGGGUGGUCCCCCAAGUCAGGGAGCUCCAGGGCCCCAUCCUCCACCAGGUGCAUAUCCAGGACAACAACCUGCACCAUACAGACCUGCAGGACCACCGGGACCACCAGGCAUGAGUGGUGGACCACCAGGCCCUGGAGUGCCUGGCUUCAGGAUGCCAUAUGGCCAGAUCCCUCACUCCCAGGGGCCAUACCCACAGCCUUAUCCUCCACAAGGCCAGCAGUAUGGGCAGAGUGGCUAUCCUCCAGCUUCAACUGGACCACAGACUUACCCAGGCAGCUCCUCCACACCUCCAGCACCAGGCGCUAAAGGAUAUGGCACUCCGCCACCACCCUCUUCCACUCCAGGUUAUCCCCAGUGUCCCCCAGGACCUCUGAGUUCACAGGCUCAGGGGCCUCCACCACCUGUCAGUCAACCAGACUUCAGCCAGGCUUCACAGCAGUAUCCUGGCACCCCACCAACCUUUACAUCCACCACUCCAGUUCCUGUCCCCACAUCAACUCCUUGCACUUACUCCACUCCAACAUCUCAGUACCCAGGAGGUGGACCAACUUCUCAGCCCUACCAAAUGCCACCCUCAUCUGGUCCUCCAACGUCAUCCACAGCCACAAUGUCAGGUCCCCCUCCACACUCCACCUCCACUCCUCCCAUAUCAUCAGUCCCUGGAGGACCGCCUCCCUUGAUCACUUCCACAGCACCCUCUGUCUCGCCAGCCAUGUACACUGGAGGGCACUCUCGACCACCUACACCUCAGCAGCCCCAACCACCCCCACCAUCAGCCCCACAUCCUUCUUCCCAACCCCCACCACAGCCUCAACCCCACCCUUCAUCCCAGCCACAGCCCCAACCCCAGCCUCAGCCUCAACCACAGCCCCAGCCUCAGUCCCAGCCCCAGCCUCAGCCCCAGCCCCAGCCUCCAUCCCAACCACAACCUCCAUCUCAGCCACAACCUCCACCUCAACCUCAGCCUCCAACUCAACCCCAGCCACAACCACAAUCCCAGCCCCAGCCUCAGCAGCCACAGCCACAGCCACAGCCCCAGCCUCAGCCUCAGCCUCAGCCCCAGCCCCCACCACAGGCACAAUCCCAGCCACCACCCCAGGCACAGCCACAGCCUCCACCACAGGCUCAGCCCCCAUCCCAACCUCAGCCCCAGCCACAGGCUCAGCCACCACCCCAGCCACAACCUCCACCUCAGCCCCAGCCCCCACCACAGUCACAGCCCCAGCCUCAGCCUCCAUCUCAGCCCCAGCCACAGCCACCCCAGCAGCCACCACAGCAGACCAGCUCACCCAACCCCCCACCCACACCAUCUGUCCCAUCAUCCACUCCACCAACCUCUCAAAAUUAUCCUGGCACUCCACCACCACCUGUUUCCCAGCCUGGACCCCCCACCCAGGCUCCUCCUCCACCCCAACAGGCUCCCACCCCUUACCCCCCUACCUCACAGCAGUACCCAGUCACAGGAGCCCAGGCGUACCAUCAGCCAUAUCCACCCAGUCAGUACCCACCAAGUUCCCAAGGGGGGUACCCUCCUCCUGGUCAGUACCCAGGAGGGCAACCUUAUCCUCAGCCAUAUGGCUCUUAUCCUCCACCUCCUGGAAGCCAUCCUGGGUAUGGAGCACCAAUACCCAAUGCUCAGCCUGGCUAUCAACACCCAUCAGGUCCUGCCUAUGGCCAGGGUUACCCUCCUCCCCCCGGAAGUCAGUAUGCACAGUACAGGCCAUCGCCAGGCCAGGGUCCACCCCAAGGACAGUAUCCAGGAUAUGACCAGAGUCGUUAUCCCAGCUACCAGCCCCCACCACCACCUUCUGGACCUCCCUCUGCUCCUCACUAAGGCAUCUUGGUCUUGUAAAUAUUGGCUGCAAGAAGUAAUUUAUUACACAUUCUUUUUAUAUGGAAUGUUUUAUGUUUUCCAUAUUUAAAAAUGCACAAACUGUAUUAGUACUGAAUAAGUGCUAGAUUUGAUAUCUUUGUAAUCAUUUCAUCAACUAAGAAACAAUUAUGUAAUUGUAUAUAAAAGUAAGUCACUCAUGUGAGUGAAGUUUGAGUGACAUUAUCAAUUGAUCAUUUGAUACAAACAUAUAUAUAUAUAUAUAGACAUAACAAGACUUCCAAGUUUUAUUAUUCUGAAAAUAAGUCAAUAUAAAUAUUGAUCUUUGAAAGUUAUGUAGAAAUAAAAGUGACUUAAGGAAGUUGCAGUGUACAAGGCUGUGCUCAGAAAGUUACUCUAUGGUGCUGUCUUUUCUUAAAAGGUGAAACAGAUAUCCUGAUUAAGAAAUUGUAUGCUGUCACCAUCUGUUUUAAGAUCGAGAGCAGCUGUUGAUGCUGCACAGCGGCAUCAUUGUCAAACCAGACUUGAUGGCCUCACAAGACUAUUUGCAGUAUUUUCUUCAUUGUGACUUAUUUAUUUAAUUUCAAUAUUUCUUCUUUCUCAUCUAUUUCCUGAAUGUUCUCCACCUGCCCCUUGUAUGGGACAGUGCUAACUGUACUAAAGAGUCACAUGUUUGAUAAUGUUAUUUUUAACUUUAUAUAUAAUUAUUUUUGCUGCAUGUAUUAAAUAAUUGUAACUAGGUUAAUAUUUCUACUUAAGGGAAAAUCAUUGACAGUGAAAGCAAUUAUUAAUAAAAACAUGUUUACACUAGGGUGAAAAAGAUCUGGAGAAAAAUCUCAAGUUUUAAAGUGAAAAGUGACAAUGCUGUAAUUUUAAUACAUCUUUUAAAUAUAAAAUUUUAAACUGAAUGUUUGGGUCAUUUAAACUUCUAUGUUGUUCAACUAGUCAUGAUUGCUUCAGCAGGAUCAUAAUUGCUUUGCGUCUGUCCUGUGGAAAGGUUAUGGGACCGAGUUCAACUUGGUAGGACUAUUAGUGUGGCUGUACAAUGUACAGUACAUGUUUAUUUGUCAAUAUAUAUGUGAAGUAAGGUAAAUUGUAUAUUUUGAAAGUAAAUGCAAAUAUUUGUAGUAAACACAAAUACUUGCAACCUAAUUUCAGUGGUGAACCUGUUUCAAAACAAGCUUAAAUUUAAAACAUGAAUAAAAAUGUUCCUUUGAUAAAAUUAGAGUAACUGCAGACAAGAUUAGUGUUUAUCACCACUUAAUUCAGCAUAGAAAUAAAUGGUAAUGUAUUAACAUUUCCACAUAUAGUUAAGUUGUAUGCUUUUGUAAAAUGCCAAAAUUUGUAGUUUUGUGAAGAUUUGGUAUGUUUGAGCAUUUCUUCAACCAUUCACUAUCAAAAAAAAAAGUAGCAGGCUACAAUAAUGUUCAGUGACUUGUGUUAUUAGGGAAGAGAACAGGGAACCUCCUGCUCAUCUUGUAUUGAAAACAUUUCUUUUGAGGACAUGGUGUUAAUUCAUGUGCCAUUCAAUCAAAUAAUUUCAAAUUAAUUUACCAAUUUGUCAUUUUUACCACAAUGUAUAUCCUCAAAUUGAAUACAUUAAUUUUAUUUCUAUUUCACCUCAGUCUAGAACAGAACCUUUAGUGUUUGUGUGAAAGAAUGUUGGUCUCUAGUGAUGCAGGUUGUUCUGAAUUUCCAGCAUGGUUCUUUGAGAUGGUGUGUUGAUGGUUACCUGCAUGCACAGUUGCACACCUGUCUUACAUCAACUAGUGCCUGUGUUUUUCUUGAGCUACUAGCAUAACAGCCACUUACUGUGUGUUCCUUUGUUGUAUUUUGUCGCAAACUUCCUCUCCAUAGUCACUUUAUAUAGAAUGCAUUUUGUGAAUAUGGGAAGUACUAGUGCAUCUUUAGCUGGUAGCAAAGGAAGUGAACAAAGUGGAUGGAAAUUACAUCCAUCUUAUUCAGAAUGCCUCUUAAAAACCCAAGGAUAUUACUAAGAUUGAAAUUCAGACCUUGAGAAAUCUUAUAUCACAAAGAGAUCAAGAAUGUCAGUGGCAAGCAGUGGAAGGGAAAUUCCCACUUUUGUUGAAUUGGAUAAGUUUCCUGCCAAGCCUGAGUUACUGCAGUGCAUGAGUGAGAAGGAAUAUAGGAUACUAAGAGGCUUUGGAAACUCUUCUGCUCCAAUAGCAAUGAAGGUAUGUGGUUUUUCCAUAAUUCCUGAGAUUCUCAAUAAAAUUUAAUCCAUCCUGAUGUAUACGGUUCUCACUUGUCUGUCUAGCAUUUGAGUAGACAAGAAUGUGACACAGUCAAAGUCUGUCAUUUUGAUAGGAAAAUUUGAUAUACUUCUCAUUAAGAGUAAUUUUAGCUACCUUGAAAUCUGAAUUGGAGAACCAUUCUGUCAAAAUGUGCUGUACAGAAAUAGUUUACUAAAAUGGAAUAUGUACAUUAAAAUGCCUGCAAAUAACAUAUAACUCAAUGUUGA
This is a messenger RNA of Portunus trituberculatus (swimming crab), 4749 nucleotides long. Its product is annotated as basic proline-rich protein-like. The coding region runs from base 129 to 2270 and encodes 713 amino acids. The record is from RefSeq and is a predicted model, not a curated record. The transcript is spliced from 5 exons. NCBI's taxonomy places the organism in Eukaryota, Metazoa, Arthropoda, Malacostraca, Decapoda, Portunidae.